AUGUACUAUCUCUUUCUGCUUUCAUGGAAUUUGAUGCUUGCUAUCCAUUGCGCCCAUGCCUCUCUCAUCAUGCAAAACAAGCUACGCGUUGAGCGCAGUUAUGUGCCGGAAGGAAUUGCUCGAGGUGUCUUCGAAGCGAUGAGGGAUGACAUGAUCCCGCAUCCUCAAGAUGCGAUAAGCAAGAAGCUCUUGACCAUCAAUGGCGAUGCAGGAAAGUCCAUUGAUUUUUCCAAUAACUGGGACAAAAUCCAAGCAUUUCGCGAUAUCACCAACGAAGAACCUGAAGCUGCAGGUAAAGUCAGCGGCAUCUUGCGAAUCCAAGAAAUGAAACAAAGCGUCUACGAAUAUGCCAAAUGGAAAGUCAACGAAGCGGUAGAGAACCGAGUCAUGGAAGAUGGCGGUACCGUCCACCUGUACCUAUCAAGACCCGAAUCCUCAGCACUAGCGAACCACACUGAUACCACAGACAUCUUUGUUCUUCAGCUCUCUGGAGCGAAAGAAUGGAUUCUGUGUGACAAUGAAGCUUCAAGAUUAUUGGACAAGAACCUCAGAGGAAAGCUCGAUAAGUGUACAACCUACACUCCAGCUGAAAUGGACAGACUAUACUGCGAGCGAACUACGCUCUAUCCCGGUGACGCCCUCUACCUUCCCAAACAAGUCGUCCAUUCUGCUAGAGCCACUUCCGAUGGUUUGUCUGCACAUCUAACGUUUGGAUUUGCAGACAACACUUGCUCAUUGAGCGACAUGGACACCUGCCUAUCUCCUCGAUUGAUUGAUCACAACAACGAGAGGAGAAGGCUUACAUGUAACUACGAGGAAGGAGGAUCGAGUUGCAAUACGAGCUGCGACGAGGCUUGCAAUUCGGAUUGUAACAGCAAUUUUGGGACAAGUUCCUGUGACGGUAGUUGCAAUAUGGGAUGUGAUGGAGACUGCAAUAUUUGUGUUCCACAGAUCUGCAACUCUUUCCAAGGAGGGCGUGAGUGUUUUGGAAGCUGUGAUGCGAAUUGCAAUGCGGACUGUAACGAAAGCUGCAAUUCAAGCUGUGACGGCGCUUUUAACAGCAAGUGCAAUUCCGGCUGCGAUUCCAGCUGUGAUGAAAGUUGUGAUUCCGACUGUAACUCCAAUUGCCGCAUUUGCCCCACGCCACCUCCGACACCGCCACCAACAGCUCCUCCCUCAGCUGAGCCAAGCACGAACCCUUCGCAGAUUCCAAGUUCACAGCCAUCGACUCUCCCUUCGGCUGAACCAAGUGCCAGCCCUUCCCAGACACCAACUUCACAGCCAACACCAAAACCAUCACUAGGGCCUACAACUCCACCGACUCCUCCACCAACGCCAGGACCAACAAAUUUACCGACGCCGGGGCCAACAGCUUCCCCCAGCUCAGAACCGACGCCAGGUCCUAGUCUGUCGCCUACUCGGUCGGACUCUUCCACACCAACUGCAUCUCCAACUCCAAAACCAUCUCCAGGACCGACCACUCCACCCACACAAACGCCAUCACCUCUUCCUUCAUCAUCUCCUACGGAGACUCCGUCGGCGAUGCCAACUUUCAAGCCCUCUCAGAGUCCUUCCAGUUCCCCCACGGUUAAUCAGACGCAAGCACCGUCGCAAACGCCAUCUAUCUUGCCAACUGCAAUCGAAAUCAUCGUGGCCCCGGAAGCAGCCAGUAUGGGCAAUUCGAUGAUCUAUGGUAUUGCUGGAGGCGCUGCUGCUCUGCUGUUGCUACUUACAUGUCUAUAUGGUCGAAAGCGAAAACGUGACAUCGAAAAAACUUCCGUCGAAGUCAAGGAACGUGGAGAUGGAUCCAUCAAGGUGAAGAAAACAACCAAAUUCAAAGGAAGCCCUCGUGAACAGAUCGAAAUUAUUGAUUUUCCCAACGAGCCAACAGCGAAUGCAAAUGGUUACUUUUUGACAGCCGCAGAAAAGCCUGUGAAUCGAUUCAAUUCCGCUCCAAUGAUUUCUCCAAACGAUUCUCCAACGCAAUCUGUGUCAAGUGACAACGUUCCCAUGGCUUCGGCAGUUGUGCCUGAUGAUUUAGAGACUCCCUUGGCUGCACCUGCAUCGGGAGGAACUGAAGAAAGUUUGAAAGCAAAAGAGGCAGCUCGCCGAGAUAAAGUAGGAUCUGCUGCUCGACAGAAUGCUGCCGGCGGAUCCAGAAGAAGCGGCGACAAAAAGUCCCGCUCUCGCAACAAGGAUUCCCGUCCUGGGGCCUUUUCUUCAGAUAAUGGUAAUCGAGAUGCUGAUGGUGGAUAUAAUGAUUCCAAAGCGGCUCGGAAGUCUGGCAAAGAAUCAAGCAAAAGAUCCAAUGGGGGAUCGGGUUCUAGUGCCAGCAGAAGCAAAAGUAGACAUUCCUCUGACGAGAAGUUAGAAGCUCGUCGCCAUCGCAGCAGUGGCCCCAACACCCCUGGUGCCCAUCACGGAGACUCCAAGUCUCCUCGAUCCCAUAGGAAAAAAGGUUCUUCUUCUCGAGGCUCAAGAUCUGGUGGACGAUCCCGUAAAGUUGUCGCCAGCGGCGAAGUGAAAGAGAUUCCACCUCCAGACAUUUCUGAAUCCAACGCUUAA
Molecule: messenger RNA, 2565 nt
Organism: Cylindrotheca closterium
Lineage: Eukaryota; Bacillariophyta; Bacillariophyceae; Bacillariales; Bacillariaceae
Source: the annotation of a GenBank genome assembly